Molecule: messenger RNA, 312 nt
Organism: Podarcis lilfordi (Lilford's wall lizard)
Lineage: Eukaryota; Metazoa; Chordata; Lepidosauria; Squamata; Lacertidae
Source: the annotation of a GenBank genome assembly
AUGGCAAAUACAUCCUUGGACACUCCAUUGACUGUUGGCAUCUUAAUAUUGGAGGAACAAAUAAAAGAGAUCAGAGCUGGGAUUGAUGAAAUGGUGAAUGAAAAUGGACCACAGAAGGAUAAAAUGGAAAGUGGAUUUAAAGAAGACACAGAGGCUUUGAAGAACCUUAUUGAUAAAGGAUUGCCAGUACAGGAGAGUGAAAUGGUAGUGCUGGAGGCAGCAGAUGAUGAAAUGGAGAAGUCCUUCACAACAGGUGUCUACAGCAAUGAAACAACCAAAUGGCAGAGCUGUGAUAUUGGAGGACUAGGAUGA